UAAUGACAUUUUGCCGUCCAAUGAUGUGGGUGUACUCAGUAUGUAGCCCUGCCCGCAUUUUUUAGUCCCUCCGCUCCCAAAACAAGGAAAAGUAUUGAAAUACAAAUGCUUCCUUUAUCAGCACUUUUACAUUUUACUUUGCGACUCAAAUUGCUCGACUGAUUUAGCACGGAGACAGUCACUACUGGAGCGCUGGAUUAUAGCCUUUUUUUAUUAUUAUUUACAACUGCAUUUUAUCCAUUAUGUCAAAAAUGGGGAACUUUAUCGAAACCUACUAAUCGAAAUCCACCCGAUCACCUUCGAGUGAUCAAAAGGCACGUUUGUCAUUGUUUGCGUACUUUACUUACAACAAAAGGACGGUUAUCUUCAUUGAUCGGUCAGAGGGUGAGAAUGGGACAUCCUCCACUUGAGUUCAGCGACUGUUACUCCGACAGUCCAGAUUUCAGAGAGAGAUUGAAAUGCUACGAAAACGAGCUGGAAAAAACCAACAAGAUCCUAAAGGAUGUCAUCAAGGACGGGAACAAUGUGAUCAACGCGAUCAAAGAGUACUCGCUAGGAGUGCAGAAGUUCUCUCAGACCCUUCAGUCGUUCCAGUUCGAUUUCAUCGGUGACACUCUGACUGACGAUGAGAUGAACAUUGCGGAGUCAUUUCGAGAGUUUGCUGGUUUGCUGCAGGACGUGGAAGAAGGUCGAAUGAUGCUGGUCCAGAAUGCCUGUGACUUGCUUAUCAAACCGUUGGAAAAGUUUAGGAAAGAGCAGAUUGGGGUCACAAAAGAGAGAAGAAAGAAGUUUGAGAAGGAGAGUGAGAAGUAUUACUCUCAGUUGGACAAACAUAUGAACCUGUCCUCAAAGAAAAAAGAAACACAGCUACAAGAGGCUGAUGAACUGUUGGAUAAGGAGCAUCAGGCAUUUUAUGAGUCGUCUGUUGAAUAUGUGUACCAGAUUCAGCAGGUUCAGGACAGGAAAAAGUUUGAUGUUGUGGAGCCUGUUUUAGCAUUUCUGCACAACAUCCUAAUGCUGAAUAAUCUCACCGUGGAGAUGACACAGGACUUCCUUCCAUAUAAACAGGAGCUUCAGCUCAGUCUACAGAACACCCGGAACCACUUUGAGAGCACCAGAGAGGAGAUGGAGGAGCUCAUGAAGAGGAUGAAGGGGUCAGCACAGAUCUGUAUUAGACACAGCCAGCAGGCAACUAUGGAGGGAUACCUUUAUGUGCAGGAGAAAUGGGCUCUUGGUGUAACCUGGAUUAAGCAUUACUGUAAAUACUUUAAGGACAAUAAGCUAUUCAUCAUGAUGCCAGUGGAACAAAAGACAGGAACCAAACAGACCACAGCUCACCUCACACUGAAGUCCUGCAUACGCCGUAAAACAGACUCCACUGAUAAACGCUUCUGUUUUGACAUCGAGACAAAUGAAAGGUGCGGCCCUGUCCUGCUCCAGGCUAUUUCUGAAGUCAACAGGAAGCAGUGGAUAGAAGCCAUGGACGGCAAAGAACCAAUUUAUCAUUCUCCGAUUCAAAAGCAGGCAGAGAUGGACCUAAAUGACAUCGGCUUCAAGUUUGUCAGAAAAUGCAUCAACUUUGUGGAGACAAAAGGGCUCACUCAGGAAGGAGUCUACAGGACUGUGGGCAGCAACAUUCAAGUACAGAAACUUCUGAAUGCCUUCUUUGACCCACAGUGUCCAGCGGAUGUAGAUUUCAAUUCCCCUGACAUGGACAUUAAGACCAUCACUAGUGCUUUGAAAUUCUAUCUGCGGAAUUUGAGUGAACCGCUGAUGACCUACAGCCUGCACGGAGAACUGAUCUUAGCAGCAAAGUCGGAGAAUCUGGAUUAUCGGUUAGGGGCGGUUCACUCACUUGUUUACAAACUCCCAGAGCGGAACAGAGAGAUGCUGGAACUACUAAUCAAACACCUGUUCAGUGUUUGCAGCCACAGCAGUGAAAAUCUGAUGACCAUUUCAAAUAUGGGUGUAAUAUUUGGCCCCACUCUCAUGAGAGCAAAGGAGGAAACUGUAGCGGCCAUGCUAGAUAUUAAGUUCCAGAACAUCGUCAUGGAGAACCUCAUUGAGGGCCACAGCAAGAUCUUUAAGGGUCCUCCUGAAGAAACCAUACUGCCUCCUGUUCCUCCUCCAAGGGUGACGCCACGGAGACGGCAGCCAAUCACAAUCUCAAAACGCCCACCCCGUCUCUACCCGGGCCUUCAGCCUCCAGUUUUUGAGAGGCGAGAGCAAAAUGGUGCCACCCACAAUUAUGGUGAACCCGAGGGAGAUACCAGCCUCACCAGUCCGUUUCCUCAUCAUAGAACAAAACUGGAACCUCCUUCUGUCGCUCCUCCAUCCAUCCCGCUCUCCUCUCCAACCUCUUGGAAGCUUGCUCACUCCAGACCUGCUCUCCGGCCCUUGGAUGCUGAUGUCAGCAGGCUUGAAGUUAAGACACAGGAUGGUCAGAGGUCGGAUGCCAUGGUGACCACCAAUAGGGAUUCAGGAGUGACAGUGAACCGAAAUAUAUCUUUUCAAGGAAGGAAGCCACCACUCAGAGGAACAACUGGAGAGGCUCAGGUGUUGACAAGACGAUCUUUCUCAGAGAAGAGUUCCAUCUGCCGGCCCCCCACUCGACCACCAGAUCCACCCUCUCGUCUCCUCAAUAAAACUCCUCAUGAAGACCCUCCAGCCUCAUAUGUCGCCUCCAAAACCAAAUUUUUUGAGAACGCUUCAAGGCAGGUGGGGAGCUCCUCUCCGAAUGUCACACCUGCAGCUUCUAGAGAUGAGAACACUAAGUAAGAACUUCCUUUCAGUCACAACUUUUGGAUUGAUGUCUUGUGGACCAAUUAACGCACAUCAGUGGUCAUGAGAGCACAGGCCGGCGUCUGGUCACGGUUUUUAGCGAUAAAUUAUUAACACUUCUUGACUUCAAUUUUCUUUCUUUUUUUUUCGUUCUUUUUUUGUGAAUGAAUCAGAAAG
Carassius carassius (crucian carp) is the source of this 2958-nucleotide messenger RNA. RefSeq names its product oligophrenin-1-like. Gene Ontology annotation, biological process: signal transduction. The coding region runs from base 391 to 2778 and encodes 795 amino acids. NCBI's taxonomy places the organism in Eukaryota, Metazoa, Chordata, Actinopteri, Cypriniformes, Cyprinidae. The transcript has 24 exons. The record is from RefSeq and is a predicted model, not a curated record. Gene Ontology annotation, cellular component: cytoplasm. Gene Ontology annotation, molecular function: GTPase activator activity; protein binding.